Molecule: messenger RNA, 3562 nt
Organism: Megachile rotundata (alfalfa leafcutting bee)
Lineage: Eukaryota; Metazoa; Arthropoda; Insecta; Hymenoptera; Megachilidae
Product: porphobilinogen deaminase-like protein l(3)02640
Biological process (GO): heme biosynthetic process
Cellular component (GO): cytoplasm
Molecular function (GO): hydroxymethylbilane synthase activity
Source: RefSeq, a predicted model, not a curated record
AAUGUAUUAUGUAUUAAUUAUCUGAGGACUCCCAAGGUUCAAAUAGACCGCCGUAUGUACUGAAUAUAGCAUUCUAUAUACCUGCUCGUUCAAAAAACAUUAAAGUUCGCGGUUACGCGAUAUAAUCAGAAUGGUAUCAGCAUUCAUUCCAGUCGGUUGCUUUCAGUCUGAUCGCAUUCUCCAGUGCCGUUUCGUAGUGUAAAGAUGGCGUGUAUAAGGAUGUAGUAUUUUUUCUAUUAAUUAAUCAACUUUCACGAUCUGCUGCAGUGUCAGUAACUGUGAAAUAAGCUCCGCACAAUAAAAUUAAAAAAUAUUUAACAUAUUUUUUAAUAACGUGUUCGUCAAAGUUUUUGUAUGUACAUAUUACAUACUGGAGGUUACUUGCAAGUGUAUAAUAUGUAGUGAAAGUUGUUCGUGUCUUUGACCUAAUUCAGUCCCUUUUGUCCUUUAAACAGAAUUACAUUUAACACAUUCCGCAAUAAAAUAAGUCUGUUAUAUAAUUAUCAUUGAUAACAUCAUAUUAUAAUCAAUAUAUACAAAGUAUAGAAAUUUAAAUUACUGUGAUGACGAGCACAGAUACACGUGACGUAAUUCGAGUUGGAUCUCGAAAAAGUGAGUUGGCUCUGAUUCAAACACAAUAUGUAAUAGAUUGUUUAAAAGAAUAUCAUCCAACAAAAGAAUUUCAAAUAGUUAAAAUGAGUACCAAAGGAGACAAAAUCUUGGAUAAAUCUUUACCCAAAAUUGGAGAAAAGUCUCUCUUUACAGAAGAGUUGGAACUUGCCUUAGAAAAUGGCAAUGUUGAUUUUGUAGUACAUUCAUUGAAAGAUUUACCAACAUCUUUGCCACAGGGAAUGGCUUUAGGGGCAAUAUUAAAGCGUGAAAAUCCAUGUGAUGCAGUUGUUAUGUCUAAAAAGUACAAAGAUAAAACAUUAUCUACAUUACCAGAAGGUAGUGUUAUUGGUACUAGUUCAUUACGUAGAUCGGCCCAAUUAGCUAGAAACAUGCCACAUUUAAAGGUAGAAAAUAUUCGUGGUAAUUUAAAUACUAGACUAAGAAAAUUGGAUGACGAAAAUGGACCUUUUGCAGCAAUAAUUUUGGCUGCUGCUGGUUUAAAAAGAAUGAAUUGGGAAAAUAGAAUAAGUCAGCUGUUAGAACCAGAAGAAACAUUGUAUGCUGUGGGACAGGGUGCAUUAGGAGUUGAAUGUCGGGAAGCAGAUUGGAAAAUAUUGUCCCUUCUGGAACCACUGUAUGAUGUUGAUACAACUUUAAGAUGUGUAUGCGAACGUUCUUUUCUAAAAACUUUAGGAGGUGGUUGUUCAGCACCAGUUGCUGUUUUCUCAUCUUUAGAAGAUAAGCAUCUAACUAUUACCGGUGCUGUAUGGUCUUUAAAUGGACAAACACUUGUUAAAGAUACUACUAAAGCCAAACUUUAUAUACCUGAUGAUGACGGCGAACCUCCAAAAAAAUGUCCAUAUCGAGAACCAAAACUCUACUGCAGUGUUGCACCUGGUAAAGUAAGCAAUUUAAGUCUUAUAGGAGCCGAACAACUCGGUAAAGAUCUUGCAAAAAGUCUAAUAGAGAAGAAUGCUCUUGAUAUUAUGGAACAAGCUAGAAAUGAAGUUUUAAAUUCGAAAUAGGAUUGGUAAAUAAGUAAUACAAAAUAAGGUUUUCUUGAUGAUGGAAACAUUUGAAAAGUGUACAUAGUAAGAUAGAAAUUUCAUAUUUAAUCAGUGUAAAAAAAGUACAAAAUGUUGCAGCUUGUAAAAAAAUCUAUAAUACCCUGAUGUACAGUUUGUUAUAAUUUUGAAAUGUUUAUGAGUUUGUCAAAUAUUGUUUAUUAUCUUAUAAUUUGGCAGUCUAUUUUCGUCACAAAAAAAUUGAUUUCUGUACUUACUAUAAAUGUGAGAAAUAUUGAACAAAAGUUACCAAUAGUAAAAGCAGUUUGAAUAGAAGCUAUACACUGCCAUAUUUUUAUUUUGAAACCAUGUAAAAUAUUGUUAUAUUGUUUGAGUAAUUGUAUAAUAUAUUGCAAAAGUAACAAAUAUAAUAUUGUUAUAAUUGAAUUUAUUCUAUACAUAUGUGUAUAUAUUAUCCUUUUUUGUCACAAAUAUCAUUAUCAAGGAAACUAAUUGUUCUAUGUUAAUGAAUAGUAUUAUGAUGAAAUGUAUUUAGAAAAUAAGUAAUAUGAAAGUAUAUUUAGGAGUUUAUUAUUUUAUUGUAUUAUUUCAACAGUUGUUUACAUUUAGAUAAUUUAUAAAAAUACUGUUCAUUAUAAAAAAAGUCUGUACAGUUAUAGCAUGCAUUAUAGUUACUGUUGUAUAUCAAGGGAAAACAAAGGAAAUAAAAAAUAUAUAUUAUAUAUUAAGUUACAAAAUGAUAGAAAAUAUUUUUAUAAACCUGAAUUUCAUAUCUAUAACGUUUUAAUAAAAGAUGUUAAUAAUUCUUUAAUAUAUUAGUCAAAAGUCAAGAGUUACUAUAUUACUAUCUGCAACUUUUCAUAAACAAAUGAAUUAUUUUACAUGUAACAGUAAUUGGAAAUGCAACAGUAUAUUAUUGAACUUAUUUUUCUCUUUUAUUAAUAACAUUCAGUUUGUUUUCACAUGAUACAAUUUUUAAGAAAAAACAGCUUUUAUUUGAUACUAUGAUAUAAACUAUAAUUCUUUCUUAUUGCCUUUAGUUUAUAAGAAUAGAACAUUUUUUAUACAAAAAAAAACAUUAUAAAGUAUUUAAUAUGCUAGUGAGUACCGUUGAAAAUAAUGUCAUGUACAUAUGCUUAAGAUAAUACAUCUAUUACAAGAAUGUCAAUUUUAUAAUCACAAGGUAGAAUAUAUGUUUGCAUAAAUUUGUGCAAAUUCUAUAAAAUAUAUUUAUUAUGAAUAUAUAGACAACUGUAUUUUUGUAACUAGUUGUAAAUGCUGUCAGGAAUAAGUAUGUUAUUUUAAGAUCACAUUUCAUAUGAAUUCCUUAUUGAAGGAGCCUAAUGUUUAAACAUGCUAUAUUGCUAAUGUAAAAAUUAUUUUGAAAUUUCUAUAAAAUCAAUCACAUUAAAUUUUAUCAUUAGGUCAAUUAUUUUACUUUUCAAUUAGUUUUCCCAUUCCUGUUCUUUCUCAUAAAAUUGCUAAACAUUUAACAAAUAUGAACAAUUUAUUAUAGUCAUAUUACAUAGAUUAAGAAAAAUUUUGUGUGACUAGAGAUCUUUACAGAUUUUAUGUAUUAUAUGUAUAUUUGCUGCCAGCUUAAUCAAAAAUACUUUACUUGUAUGACUCAUCAAUAUCGCAGUCAAACUGUUAGAAAUGGAUAUUGUAAUUUUUAAACAAAAAUCAUACUUAUGAAAUUAAUAGAGAUCUUUGUAUUUAAAAUUUAAAUGCACAUAAGUAUGAUUCACAUUCUUGAUUAACUGACAUUGUUAUUAAGGAGUAUGGAAAUUUAAUCUAGGAGAACAUGCCACACAAUUAAAAAGUUUGACCACAUUAAAGUCACACAAAUACCUACAUUAUCAAAAAAAGCAUACACUUUUACUAAUAGUUAGAUUUUAUUUUAAAAUUCAACGUAAUUUUGAAUA